This is a messenger RNA of Antrostomus carolinensis (chuck-will's-widow), 1515 nucleotides long. It is a transcript of the gene TRIM25, whose product is annotated as tripartite motif containing 25. The transcript has 9 exons. Gene Ontology annotation, molecular function: protein binding. The annotation marks the transcript as partial. Lineage: Eukaryota; Metazoa; Chordata; Aves; Caprimulgiformes; Caprimulgidae. The record is from RefSeq and is a predicted model, not a curated record.
UGCCCCGAGCACCUGCGGCCGCACCGGGACAGCCCGGCCUUCCGCCACCACCAGCUCUGCCCGCCCCUGCGCGACCUGCAGCAGCGCAAGUGCCCGCAGCACAACAAGGUCUUCGAGUUCUUCUGCAGCCAGCACAGCAGCUGCAUCUGCUCCCUCUGCCUGCUCGGGCACAAGCUGUGCCACACCAGCCCCGUGCAGAUGGCCAAAGCCAGCGCCGAGGUGAUGCUGAAGAAGAAACUGAUGGAGCUGCAUAAUCAGAAUGAGAAAGCUGCUCGAGCCAUGGACACCGUGAAAACAAAACAAAGCCAAGCUGCUGAGACAGCUUCCAGGAAGAAAGAUUUGAUCAGAAGUGAGUUUUUGGAAAUUAAAGCUUUAAUUGAAGAAAAAGAAAAUCAGGCCGUGAAAGUAGUUGCAGAAGAAGAAAAAAGAAUUUGCAAUAAAUUUGAUUAUGUUUACGGUAUUCUGGGAAGUAAGAAGAAUGAAAUUCAGUCUCUCAGAGAUCAGAUUGAGAUGGCACUGACUGAAGAUGAUGACAUUCUGUUUUUGAAGAGAGCAGCAGCACUGCAACGUAUGUCAACAAAAGACGCUUUUGUCCCUGUAAUUGAAAUGGACCAAAACUUGAUACAUUCUGUUUAUCAGUCAGCCAUUAACCUUAAAGACAUUGUGAAACUUUCAGUGCCUCAGUGCCAGGAGAAAAUAGCAGAAGCAAAACUAACACCUGGGAAAACUAAGCCCCCUCCAGCAGCUUCUACAAACAAAACCUGUGUUGACAAAAAGCCUUUUUUUACUUUUCCUCCCUCAAAAGAGCACACACACAAAGAGAAAAUCCUUCACCAGACACCAGCCACUUUGCAGGCAGAGGCAGAUACCAAGGAGAAAAAGAAGCCUGCUAAAGUUGCACCAACCACGGGAAUACCAAAUGCCGCAGCUGCCGCUGCAACUAAAGAUCUUCUUAGCAGCUUUCUGAAGAAAUCCAGAGAGGAGCUUUUGCAGUAUGCUGCUAACAUCACUCUGGAUUACAACACAGCUCAUAACAAAGUGAUUCUGUCUGAGAGAUAUACCAAGAUGUCUGUCUCUGACAUCCCCCUGAAUUAUAACCAUUGUCCUCAGCGCUUCACCGAUUGCUUCCAAGUGCUGGGGUUCCAGUGCUUCAAGACAGGCAUCCACUACUGGGAAGUGGAACUGCAGCAGAACAACUUCUGUGGCAUUGGCAUCUGCUACGGCAGCAUGGUGCGGCAGGGGCCGGAGAGCCGCCUGGGGAGGAACAGCAGCUCUUGGUGUAUUGAGUGGUUUAAUUCCAAAAUAUCAUCCUGGCAUAACGAUGUUGAAAAGUGCUUACCCAAUGUGAAGGCUACCAAGAUUGGUGUGCUGCUCCACUGUGAGGGAGGGUUUGUGAUUUUCAUGGCUGUUGGGGAGAAGCAGAACUUGAUCUAUAAAUUCAAAACCCAGUUUACUGAAGCCUUGUACCCUGCCUUCUGGUUAUUUUCCAGUGGCGCUGUUCUCUCUCUCUGCUAA